AUGCUGGAAAUGGGCUCCUGUUCGGUUAGCUCUCAGUCUCUGACAGGGAACCACAAUGCUAGAAGCCCAGGAGGGCCUGACUGUCCAGUGGGUGGUUUGGCUGUGGGGGCAAUGUGUGGUAGCAGCACCCCCCGGCACCACAUCAUCCGCCCAUCGCCAGCGGACUGCGAGAGCUGGCAGAAGCAUCGCGCAGGACUGGCUGGAGGGUCAAAGCUGUAUUCUGAAUCGCACUCCCUCCUGGAGCCCGAAAGCCUCUCAACCAGCUAUGACACCCUCUACCUCUCACACGUGUCUGGCCACGCUCCUCCUUUACACCCAAACCGUCUCGGUCUCACCCUUGAUGUGGUUUCCACUUUUGAUGUUGGAGUCGGGAUGCUUGGGGUGGAUGGAGAUAUGGCAGUCAGUCCUAAUGUGAUCAAGAGACGGCGGGGCGGACUGAUUGAGCAGAGAGACAUUGUUAAAGCCCACCAAGCUCAUAAGAUUCAGAGCACACCUCAGGCGCGACGCAAGGAGUGGGAAAUGGCCCGUUUCGGAGACGACGUCCCGGGCUUGUUGAGUUCAGGGGAUGGAGGGUCAGAGCGCAUCCGGAACCGCGAUGGCGCUGCCGUGUCUACAGGUGGUAUAUCUCCAGCCUUCAAGCAGACCAAAGCGCAGCGUGCCCGCACCAUGGCCUUGUACAACCCUAUUCCGGUCAGGGAGAACUGCUUCACCGUCAACAGGUCGCUCUUCAUCUUCGGCGAGGACAACGUGGUCAGGAAGUACGCCAAGAAAAUCACCGAGUGGCCUCCAUUUGAGUACAUGAUCCUCGCCACCAUCAUCGCCAACUGUAUCGUGUUGGCUUUGGAGCAGCACCUUCCCGGAGAGGACAAAACACCCAUGUCCAAAAGACUGGAGAAGACAGAGCCCUACUUCAUAGGGAUGUUCUGUUUUGAGGCAGGCAUAAAAAUCAUUGCCCUGGGCUUUGUGUUUCAUAAAGGUUCUUACCUCAGGAAUGGGUGGAACGUCAUGGACUUCAUUGUGGUCCUCAGUGGGAUCCUGGCUGCAGCAGGGGCACAUAUGAACAUCUCUGUGGACUUGAGGACGUUGAGAGCUGUGCGAGUACUUCGACCUCUCAAGCUGGUCUCGGGCAUCCCCAGUCUGCAGAUAGUCUUGAAGUCUAUAAUGAAGGCCAUGGUCCCUCUGCUACAGAUUGGUCUGCUACUCUUUUUUGCGAUCCUCAUGUUCGCCAUCAUCGGUUUAGAGUUUUACAGCGGCAAACUCCACUACAGCUGCAAACCGAAGCCUGGGAUCCUGGAAAAUGAGACUAUGGACUCAUCUGAGGUCGAGUUUCCGUGUGGCGUGCGUAAGUGUCCCGCCAAAUACACCUGCAACGAUACCUGGAUCGGGCCCAAUGAUGGCAUCACGCAGUUUGACAACAUCCUGUUUGCUGUACUCACCGUCUUCCAGUGUAUCACCAUGGAAGGAUGGACCACUGUACUCUACAAUACCGACGAUGCCUUGGGCCCCAGAUGGAACUGGCUUUACUUCAUCCCUCUAAUCAUCAUCGGCUCCUUUUUUGUCCUGAACCUGGUGUUGGGAGUCCUCUCUGGAGAAUUUGCCAAGGAGAGAGAGAGAGUUGAAAAUCGCAGGGCCUUCAUGAAGCUGAGACGCCAACAGCAGAUUGAGAGAGAGCUCAACGGCUAUCGGGCCUGGAUCGACAGAGCAGAGGAAGUUAUGCUUGCAGAGGAGAAUAAAAAUCCAGGACCUUCUGCCCUUGAUGCUCUCAGGAGGCUCCCAGAGUGGAGUACAGGUGGUGUCUAUGUGUUGAAGCGAGCCACCACCAUCAAGAGGAGAGGCAUGGAUGUGGUGCGUCAAGGGCAACCAGGGGAGGAACAAUAUGGUGACAUCUCCUCUGUGGGCAUCCCCAUGACCAGAACGAGUAUCCGGAGCACUAAGCGAGGUCCGACAGCAUAUUUCCGCCGUAAGGAACGUCUCCUGCGCAUCUCCAUCCGCCGCAUGGUGAAGACACAGACUUUCUACUGGACUGUGCUCGGCCUUGUGGCUCUCAACACACUGUGUGUAGCCAUUGUUCACCAUAACCAACCCGUAUGGCUCUCCAACUUUCUCUACUAUGCAGAGUUUCUGUUCCUCGCUCUGUUCCUGACUGAGAUGCUCCUUAAGAUGUACAGCUUGGGCCCACGUCUUUAUUUCCACUCCUCCUUCAACUGCUUUGACUGCAGCGUCAUUGUUGGCAGCAUCUUUGAAGUGCUGUGGGGUUUCUUCAGGCCUGGCACUUCCUUUGGCAUCAGCGUCCUGCGUGCACUGCGUCUGCUGAGGAUCUUCAAGAUCACCAAGUACUGGGCGUCUCUGAGGAACCUGGUCGUCUCUCUGAUGAACUCCAUGAAGUCCAUCAUCUCCCUCAUAUUCCUUCUCUUUCUCUUCAUUGUUGUCUUUGCCCUCCUUGGCAUGCAGCUCUUCGGUGGAAGGUUCAUCUUUGAAGACUACACUCCAACAAACUUUGACACUUUCCCUGCAGCUAUCAUGACCGUCUUUCAGAUCCUUACCGGAGAGGACUGGAACGAGGUGAUGUACAACGGUAUUCGCUCCCAAGGUGGAGUAAAGUCUGGCAUGUGGUCUUCUGUCUACUUUAUAGUUCUCACCCUUUUUGGAAACUACACUUUGCUUAAUGUCUUCUUGGCCAUUGCUGUGGAUAACCUUGCCAAUGCACAAGAGCUAACAAAGGAUGAAGAGGAAGCAGAGGCAGCGUUCAACCAGAAGCAUGCUCUGCAGAAGGCGAAGGAGGUUGGACCAUUGUCCUCCUUCAUGUCCUCAGAGGGAAGCCGCAGGAGGCGGCCCUAUCUGUACAGGAAACGAGCCAUUCACCGCAGCAGGCCUACCUAUGCCUGCUCCCUGGAGGAGGCCCAUGGCAGUGUCAGGGAGGGCCGCCCACCCCCACCACUCAACCCCUCUAACUCUUUCAUGUCCAGGAGAGAGAGAGGAAAGAGGUUGACCAUGUCAGUGUGGGAGCAGAGGACCAGCCAGCUGCGGAGACACCGCCAGAUGUCCAGCCGAGAGAUCCUGUUCAGUAGCCCCACCGAGGAGAAAGACGGUCCUCCUGCCUCGAGCCAGGCUCACGUACGUCCACUUUCGCUGCACCGCAAGGCCAUGCAAACACCGUCAGGGAGUAUAAAGCAUCUGACAGAUCCCCUAGCCUCCCCAGCCAAGACCCAGCCUUCAGGCUCCUCCAUAUCUGUGGAAGUACCACUGGAUGCAGCUCUGUCUGGUGACAUACCCGAAUCAGUGGAGCCAGAAUCAGCGGAUCCCACUGAUUCUGUGUUCAUGAACAUACCAGAGCCGCCUAAUUCAGUGCCCAUCCCUCAGAGCAAAAACCUGGAUGUUAAUCAGAGUCACAAACACGUCAGUGAGCGUCACAGCCCCAGAUUGAAUGGUGAGCGUCAACACAGGGCAGUAAAGAAGUUCAGACCUCCAGAUAAUGGGGAGGCACUGACUCCAGAUGUGGGAGGUCGUGGUGGAAACAGGGGCAGUAAGGACUUGUAUCAUUAUGACCAUCAGACCAGGAUCAGAAGUCAGGGGUCUUCUCCUGCCAACGGAGGCCAGGCGGCGAGCUGCUCUGUCGUCGGGGACAAGAAGAGUAACCCUGGGAAAGCAGAAGAGCAUGCAGAAGAUGCUAAAAACAAAGAGGGAGACGUCUCCAAGCAUGAGGAGAGCAGACUCAGUGAUAAGAGUGCAGAAGGGGACAACGCUCCAGCAGAUAACCAGAGCCACACUGGUGAUCAGUGUCCCCAGAAGCAAGAAGAACCUCCUCGGCCUUCAGAGCCGCCUGCGCCUGCUGUCCCAGAGGACAACAAAGAAGAAACAGAGAUGCAGCAGGAACGGGAUAAAUCUCAGCUAAGCUCCAGUGUGAUCAUCGAAGUGCCCAAUGUGCAUUCAUCUCUCGAGCUCUCCACAAUCAAAGUCAACAGUAAGGACCCUGAACAGUGUAAGUCAGAGAAGGAGGAAUCAGAAGAGACGAAGCCGGCCAACUCUGUGAUCCCAGACAGUAUGUUCAUCUUCAAACCUGACAACCCUGUGCGUCGAGCGUGUCAUUAUGUGGUGAACCUCAGGUACUUUGAGAUGUCCAUCCUUCUGGUCAUUGCUGCCAGUAGUAUAGCACUGGCUGCUGAGGACCCUGUAGCCACCUCGUCGCACUGGAAUAAGGUUCUGCGCUAUUUUGACUACGUGUUCACUGGAGUCUUCACAUUUGAAAUGAUAAUAAAGAUGAUUGAUCAGGGUCUGAUCCUCCAUGAUGGCUCCUACUUCAGAGACCUGUGGAACAUGCUCGACUUCGUCGUAGUGGUGGGAGCGCUGGUGGCCUUCGCCCUCACCAAUGUGAUGGGAAAUAACAAAGGACGGGAUAUCAAAACCAUCAAAUCUCUGAGGGUGCUGCGCGUCCUCAGACCACUGAAGACUAUCAAGAGGCUUCCUAAACUAAAGGCGGUGUUUGACUGCGUAGUGACGUCUCUAAAGAACGUCUUCAACAUCUUAAUCGUCUACAAGCUUUUUAUGUUCAUCUUUGCCGUCAUCGCUGUUCAACUCUUCAAGGGGAAGUUUUUCUACUGCACCGAUAGUUCGAAGGACACAGAGAAAGACUGCCAGGGUUACUAUAUUGACUACGGGAAAGACAAGAAAGAGGUGAAGAGAAGAGAGUGGAAGAGGCAUGAAUUUCACUACGACAACGUCAUCUGGGCUCUCCUUACUCUCUUCACGGUUUCCACUGGAGAGGGAUGGCCUCAGGUUCUGCAGCACUCUGUGGAUGUGACAGAAGAGGACAGAGGUCCGAGCCACGGCAACAGGAUGGAGAUGUCGAUCUUCUACGUCAUCUACUUUGUCGUCUUCCCGUUCUUUUUCGUCAACAUUUUUGUGGCUCUCAUCAUCAUCACCUUCCAGGAGCAGGGAGAUAAGAUGAUGGAGGAGUGCAGCCUGGAGAAGAAUGAGAGGGCAUGCAUAGACUUUGCCAUCAGCGCCAAGCCCCUGACCCGAUACAUGCCGCAGAAUCGGCACACGUUCCAGUACCGUUUGUGGCAUUUCGUUGUGUCGCCUUCAUUCGAGUACACCGUCCUGGCCAUGAUUGCGCUCAACACUAUCGUGCUGAUGAUGAAGUAUUACUCUGCCCCGCCGGCGUACGAGGCUGUGCUGAAGCACCUGAACACGGCUUUCACUGUUCUCUUCUCUGUUGAGUGCAUCCUUAAGAUCUUGGCCUUUGGCUUUCUGAACUACUUUCGAGACACGUGGAACAUUUUUGACUUCAUCACCGUUUUGGGCAGCAUCACUGAGAUUGUGGUAGACCUGCAGUUUGUUGAUACGAUCAACAUGAGUUUCUUGAAGCUGUUCCGAGCAGCCCGUCUGAUUAAACUGCUAAGACAAGGCUACACCAUCCGUAUUCUGUUGUGGACCUUUGUUCAGUCCUUUAAGGCUUUGCCCUACGUCUGCCUGCUCAUUGCCAUGCUCUUCUUCAUCUAUGCCAUCAUUGGCAUGCAGGUUUUUGGGAACAUUAAGUUGAACGAGGAGACGCACAUUAACCAGCACAACAACUUUAAAUCCUUCUCUGGUGCUCUGAUGCUGCUAUUCAGGAGUGCUACUGGGGAGUCGUGGCAGGAGAUCAUGUUGUCUUGUCUGGGAGGACAGAAGUGUGAAACGGACCCAUUGCUCCAAGCAGAUUCGACAGACCCGGAAGGGGGCUGUGGUUCCGACUUUGCCUAUUUCUACUUUGUUUCAUUCAUCUUUUUUAGCUCCUUCCUGAUGCUGAAUCUGUUUGUGGCUGUAAUCAUGGAUAAUUUUGAAUAUCUCACCCGGGACUCGUCCAUCCUGGGUCCCCACCACCUAGAUGAGUUUGUUCGAAUCUGGGGGGAGUACGAUCGAGCUGCCUGUGGUCGUAUCCAUUACACUGACAUGUAUGAGAUGUUGACCAACAUGUCACCACCUCUAGGCCUGGGCAAGAAAUGCCCCUCCAAGGUGGCAUAUAAGAGACUAGUUCUGAUGAACAUGCCUGUGGACGAUGACAUGACGGUCCACUUCACCUCCACCCUGAUGGCCCUCAUCCGCACUGCCCUUGAAGUCAAGAUAGCCAGAGGAGGGGAAGAUAGGAAUCAGAUGGAUUUGGAUCUGCAGAAGGAGAUUAGUGUGAUCUGGCCUCAUCUCUCUCAGAAGACGCUGGACCUACUGGUUCCAAUUCACAAAGCCAGUGACAUGACCAUAGGUAAGAUCUAUGCUGCCAUGAUGAUCAUGGACUAUUACAAGCAGAGCAAAGCCAAGAAGCUUCGACAGCAACUGGAGGAACAGAAACACGCUCCUAUGUUCCAGCGUAUGGAUGCUUCCUCUCUUCCACAAGAAAUCCUAUGCAAUGCCAAAUCCCUCUCAUUCCUAAGGCAUAGUGCUGGAUCUGCUCUUACCAGAGGAGGUUUUGUGGCACUCAGCCCGAUCUCUCCCCAAGAGAUGUUCCUGCAACCGCUGUCCCGCCCCAGAGAGGAGAAAGAGGAAAACGAUGAAGAUGAUUACCAUUCACCCUACCACCCCUACCGCAUUCACCACCACCAUCAUCAUUUACACACACUGGUCCCAGAGGUAGUAGAGUAUAACCAAGUGAUGCAGCAGGCCCGGCAGGACCCAGCGCUAAUGAAAUCACCUCAGCGUACAGCAUCUAUCAGAGCGUCGUCCAUGCCCAGGCUGGCUGCAGAUCCUCAGCCUGGGAUGUCUGCAGACAGUAGGCUGAUGAAGCGCUCCUUCUCUACCAUUGGAGACCAGUGUGUGAACGGUCUCUGGCAGGAACAGCACUCUCUGGAGAGGAUCAGCCCUGAUGCCACAUACAGGCCCCGACAGAGGAGCUACAGAGGUCCUAGAAUCAACCACAAAGAAACAAUUAGUCACGAGAGAGGGCGAUCCAAGGAGCGCCGCCACCUGCUGUCCCCUGAUGUGUCGCGCUGCAACUCUGAGGAGCGGAGUCGAGACCCUUCAUGUGAAAGGAGAAGGUCCCGCUCACCUAGCGAAGGACGCACACAUACCUUACAGAAACAGGUGAACACAUCAGACAGCCCUGCCCACUCAGCCUCAGAGUCUGGUACUCCUCGUAAUCGCCGCCAGUUGCCCCAGACUCCCCCUCGCCCACGGCCUUACAUCUCCUACUCUCCUCUCGUCUGCCGAACCCAAACCUCUUCCACAACAGCAGCAGCCGCAGCCUCCAAUGAGGGACAGAGCCAGCCUCAGGACACUCCUGCUGGCCCCACAGAGGCCUCACUGAGGGUUGACAAGGAGAGCAGGCCUUUAUCUGCAGUCCAGGGGUCAUCCGGAGUUCACGUUUCAGGACCGAGCCACCCCUCUCCUCAUCGUUACAUAUCGGAGCCCUACCUCCCAUUCCACGAGGACCUAAGCAGUGGCGAAGCAAGCGAGAGGCAGGAGACGCUUACCUUUGAGACUGCCGUGGCCACCAGCCUGGGUCGGGCCAAUGCCAUAAGCUCGGCUCCUCAGCUCAGACACUCCUGGCAGGUCCCUAAUGGGCAUUUCCGAAAGCACUUGGGCCAGACAAGUCCAGCUGGCGCCAGCGAGCUUUUAAGUGACACAGACGAGGAUGAUCGCUGCUAAAAACAACAAAAAAAACAGAGAGAAAGAUGAGGAGGAUGCACAGGGCACCUCAGAACAGCCCACGUGGCACCACAACGCUUUAGCUCCACAGUGGCCCCGAGAACCCGAUGUUCUCAGCGCCAGUAGCAUUACGAGCAGGACUCAGUCCCACUGCUGUUUAUCUGGAUGCUGGUGUCUGUCUGCAUGUGUCCUCGUGUCCGUUUGUUGUAGCUGGAGGAGACUACAUGUGUGGACACGGAUGUGAAUUUCUGUGUGUGCGCUCUUAAAAGAGAUUUUUUUUUUGCCAAAUCACGAAAACAGCAGAGACUGAAAAUACCAUUAGUAGCUCACUGCGGGCAAACCCACAUGUUGCCAAGCCUUCCCACGCAACUUUGUGUUUUGAGUGUUAUUUGAACAAAAUAUGGUGAGAUGUGGAAAUCUUCUAGCUGAAUCCAAGACACUGAUUUAAGUGCAUUUUCUGUAAGUGAAGCUUGAGGUAGCAUGUAAACAUGUAAUGAGAUGAAUGUAUUUUAGUUUCAUGUUCAGGUCAUUUGGGGAGGUUGCUGUUAGUCUGUGCAUUGUUGUGCAUUGAAACAAAAAGAUUUUUUUGUCAGUUUAUAACGGGCAACCAGCCAUUCCCAACAGUUCCUGUUUACAGCAGAUUAUCCACAAGAUUCAUGGGCAUUAAUCAAUCAAUACAGAAAAUCAAGUACCAGGUGUUUAGUGAACUGAACAGCUGUAACAGAGUUAUUUUUUUGCCACAAUGUCAAAGCAACAGUAGUGUAUAUGAAGGGUUGUGUGUGUGCAAAAAGAUGAUGAGCAGAUCACACAAUAAGAGAGGUUUUGUCUCAGGAUACCGGACCAUUGAAUUCUGAAAUCCUCUGCAGAAAAACACUCACUCGGGAUCUACAAUGAAAUCAGAAGGACUUUAAGUGACUCUUUACCCUACGGGUCAGUCAACAUAGUAAGAUCAUGACUAACAUCAGAACUGAACAGAUCCUAUCGUGUCCAUCUGCUCCGUUUGUGGACCACAAACUCCUUGGCAUGAGGACAGUCAUCCGUAGGACAGAUAGCCUGGGUGUUGUUACCAUAUGAAGCUAAAUGGAUGUUCAGUUUCCACAUGUCUGUGCUGAUUAACCACUGCUGAUGUGUUAGAGAUGUGACAAAAGCCAUGUUCCUCCUGUACAUAGAGCCGGGGAUGUGUCCUCUUCGGGUGGUGUUGCCUUCUUUCGUGUAAUGACAAAAGUGAUGGGAAUUUGAUGUCUUUCAUACAUGUGAUGCAACAUGGAUGCUUCAACAAAAGAGCAAUCAAAGCUACUGUUUGGUUAGUCUCUGUGUUAACUGCCACAUCGCUCCCACCGCAUCACUUUCUGUCAGUAAAAAACAAACAAAAAGCAGGCAUUUCAGUAUUUUCCAAGCUUCAGAGUUCUAGUAAUUUACACAUGCAUGAUCACGGUGACAGCGAUAAUGAGAGAUGGGUGAGAGAGCUGUGUCUUAAAGCCGCCUGAUUAUUUUUUGUUUUAGUGUGCCCAUGAUGUUAACUGAGAUUCAUUUUGCCAACAAUGUGAUUAUGAAACAGAGCAAAGCAGAGAAAUGUUUAUUCCCGGCGUUCCCUCUGCAACAUUCCAAAAUUAUAGAUGAUUUGUCGUUCCCUCUAAAUGAGAUGUAUAUUUAUAUCACGUGUUGUUGUGUUGUUAUAAUAUGUUGAGUUUGAAAUGUGAAAACGGGAUCUAUCUGAGGGGUCAAAGUCACCUGCUGACGACCUGAACAUAAAGUCCCGCGAUGAAGAGAAGGUGUCAUUUAGCAACAAUACCACCUUUGAAGUGUGCUGACUGCAAGACUUGAGUUAUACAGUGUACCAGUUAGAUUACCUGUAGUAUAUAAGGCCAUGCUUAGCAUGUACAGUGCAGCCUAGGACUUCACCUUACUGUCUGUACAGAAGAGCCUAAUCUGUGCCUGGGGAAAACUCACCCAAAGAGUUCCCUGUAAAGCCUGGAUUUCUUAGGUAGAGAAGCUUUCUGGUAAAUAUGUAGUAUAAACUGUACAAAAUAAAUCCAUGUUUAAUUUAUUGCAAUCUUUACAUUUUUAUUUUAUUCAUGAUGUCUGUCUACGAGCUUAACAAAGGACAAUUAAAAAGAGAUCACCUGACUUUUCUGCACUGAGUGAUAUCACUUCCAAGAAUUUGGCUGCAUGCAACCAAAUCGGGCAGUGAUUAGCACUGUUGCCUCCCAGCAAGAAGGUGCUGGUUUAAAUCCAGUAGACAGCUGGGGCCACUGGGUUUGGAUGUAUGACCCUUUGCUGAAUGACUUUCUCGUUAUGCCUUUUUUCCCAUCACUGUUAUUAAAUGGCGGUGAAAUACCUGCAAUUCUUGUAAGAGAGCAUGAAAGUGCAAUGAACAAAAUACACGAGUUGGAAGCUCG
Molecule: messenger RNA, 10013 nt
Organism: Pelmatolapia mariae (spotted tilapia)
Lineage: Eukaryota; Metazoa; Chordata; Actinopteri; Cichliformes; Cichlidae
Gene: cacna1ea
Product: voltage-dependent R-type calcium channel subunit alpha-1E
Exons: 48
Coding region: 1-7614 (2537 amino acids)
Biological process (GO): calcium ion import across plasma membrane; chemical synaptic transmission
Cellular component (GO): voltage-gated calcium channel complex; neuronal cell body; membrane
Molecular function (GO): high voltage-gated calcium channel activity
Source: RefSeq, a predicted model, not a curated record